This is a messenger RNA of Vigna unguiculata (cowpea), 987 nucleotides long. Its product is annotated as RING-H2 finger protein ATL52-like. Gene Ontology annotation, molecular function: transferase activity. Lineage: Eukaryota; Viridiplantae; Streptophyta; Magnoliopsida; Fabales; Fabaceae. Gene Ontology annotation, biological process: protein ubiquitination. The record is from RefSeq and is a predicted model, not a curated record.
AGUACAGUGAGUCAGUUGAUUAGUUGUCUACAAAAUAAUAUUCUCCAACUUGUUCUCUCUCUCUCUUUCUCUUUCUCUUUCUCUUUCUCUUUCUCACCAAAAACCCUAUCAUCAUCAUAAUCGUCGUCAUAACAUGGGUGAUGUUCUAAGCCCUUUCACAGUUUCAUCCCCUCCUCCACCCUCUUCCGACAGCAACAACAACAAUAACAACAGCAUGCCGAUGUUGUACUACGGUCUUGUGGUGGUGGGAACCGCCGCCAUAGUACUGGCCAUAUACAACCUCUUCCUCCUGAAACGCAGCCACGCGCGGUCGCCGACGAGUCCCAAUGGCGCGGGAACAACAACAAUCGAAGAGGUUUCGGAGAUAACGAGGAGGUUGGAGAACGAACAGAGACAGUUGCUUUCGAGCUUCAAGUACAAGAAAGAAAAAGAAGAGUUGGAAGAUUUUGAGUGCCCCGUUUGCUUAUCGGUUUACGAAGAAGGAGAAGAAGUGAGGAAGCUUCCACAGUGCAAACACUAUUUCCACGUUCUUUGCAUAGACAUGUGGCUCUAUUCUCACUUCGAUUGCCCCAUUUGUAGAACACCCGUUCUCCUCGCCCACCACCACCUCUCUCCGGUCGAUGCCUUCAUUGAAUCCGGUGCCAUCUCAUAGUUUCUCCGAUCACAACAAAAUUAUUACAUAAAUUUUUCCUCGCUUCAUUUUUCACCUCAGAACAAAAUUUUACUAAAUAUAUAUAUCAUGUCAUGUCAAAAUUAAUUACGACUUUCAUGGUUUAAUAAUUUAUUGUGGGUGGGUCCUUUUUUUUCCCUUUGGUAGGACACUCAAGUGAGUGAGUGAGUGAGUGAACUACAACUUGAAGGGUCAUUGGUCCUUCCGAGCAGUUCCCAGGACCAAAUUUUUACUCUAUUUUCAUUUCUUUCACAUUCAAUAUGUGUAAAGCAUUUUCCAGAGAUUAAUACUAUAUUUUUUAUACACUUUACCCUCUA